CAGCAACAAAAGCUUUUGUUACUUACACCAAAACAAACCUAGCCUCAUUUCAUCCCCGAUAAACAACGGAACCUUUCAAAAGUUUCUUAAAAAAGAACAUCAUCAAUACCCUAAGUACUUAUCACAAUCCUAUUAUUACCAAAAUGUCUGAAACCAAGAAAGAAACCAAGGAAGUUGUAAGCAUCGACGAAAUCAUGUCUAAAUUGUCCCUUGAGGACCAAACUAGUAUGAAGAAGUUGCUUUAUGGAAGCAACUAUGAACCUUUGGAACUUCCCGAAACUGUAAUGAACUUUGCAAAAAAAAUGCAAUUCGAAAUUGGAAGCUACAGGAUCAUAAGUACCCCUGAGCAAGUCCGUAAAGCGAGGGUUGUGAGGAUGGCUGCUCUGCAAACAAAACUUCCUCUCCCCACAACUGCCCCUGUAAUUGAAAUGCGGGCCGCAAUAUGGAAGCGAGCAGAAGAAGCCAUCGAACUUGCUGCCAAAGCUAAAGUUAACAUCUUCUGCCUCCAGGAACUAUGGACUAUGCCCUACUUCUUCUGUACUCGUGAAAAGCAACCCUGGUGCGAAUUUGCCGAGCCAGCUGAAAAUGGACCCACCACGAAGUUCCUUCAAGUGCUUGCCAGAAAGAAUAACAUGGUUAUUGUAUCUCCAAUUUUGGAAAGAGACGAGGUCCAUUCCGACGUAAUUUGGAACACUGCCGUUGUAAUUGACAAUCACGGGGACGUUUUGGGAAAACACCGUAAAAACCACAUCCCCAGAAAUGAAGACUUCAACGAAUCAACGUAUUACUUCGAGGGGAAUACCGGUCACGAAGUUUUUGAGACUGAAUUUGGAAAGAUCGCCAUCAACAUUUGUUAUGGUCGUCAUCACGUUCUUAAUUGGUUGAUGUAUGGACUAAAUGGUGCUGAAUUGGUCUUUAAUCCUUCAGUAGAAGCUGGAGACUUCAGUGAAGUUAUUUGGCCCAUUGAACCAAGAUGUGCUGCAGCUGCUAACAGUUACUUUACCUGUGCAAUAAACAGAGUUGGCACUGAAGUUUAUCCAAACGAGUUCACUUCUGGAGAUGGUAAACCAGCACAUAAGGAUUUCGGACAUUGCUAUGGAAGUACUUACCUAACUGCUCCAGAUGGAACUAGAACUCCGGCACUCUCCCGAGUUAAUGAGGGACUUCUCAUAACUGAAUUUGACCUCAACAUGUGUAGACAAGUGAAAGAUUUCUGGUGUUUCCAAAUGGAUAGACGACUUGAGAUGUAUGCCGAGCGUUUGACCAAAGCUACCAAAGUUGAUUACGUACCCCAAAUUGUCAGAAAAUAAACAAUGCAUCAAG
Molecule: messenger RNA, 1323 nt
Organism: Agrilus planipennis (emerald ash borer)
Lineage: Eukaryota; Metazoa; Arthropoda; Insecta; Coleoptera; Buprestidae
Product: beta-ureidopropionase-like
Exons: 7
Coding region: 144-1310 (388 amino acids)
Molecular function (GO): beta-ureidopropionase activity
Source: RefSeq, a predicted model, not a curated record